UCACAAGCCUUGGGGAGACGACACCCACAUCACCAGACUCCAUUUGGACUGGCCUUCGGGCGCGCCGGUGACGUCACCGCGACGCGGGGCGCGUACCCGCGUCUCGGCGGACGUCUUGCGUCAUCACCAACGAGACGCAGGGGGCCGAGCUCUCCUGCAGCUGCAGCCGGCUUCCCCUCCCCGCCCCCCGCCUCUCCCGGGUAGCGUCCUCGUGCGCCCCCUCGUGGCCACUAGCUUCGAGGCUGCCGCUGGCUUUGGGGCCCAACCUCGCGUUGCCUUCCCUCCAGCGUCAGUUUGGAUCUGCGCGUGCGCCCAACUCCCACCAGGGCCAGCGCCGGGCGGCGGGCGACGCCUCCAGGUACAGCCGAGGAGGUGCAGGAGGCCGGCGCAGGCCCCCUUGUCCCAGAGGCGCCGAGGCCCUCGGCCGCCAGGGGCAGGUGCGAUGGCUGAACCGCAGGAGAGCAGCAGCGCCGAGUCGGACCCCGGCAGAGAGGCGGCGGCGGCGGCGGCAGCGCUUCCCAGGUCUUUGUCGGAGACCGCGCAGGUCGUCGCAGCGUCGCCGGAGCCCGAGGAAGACGGCGGCAAGUGCGUGUUCUGCCAGAUCGCGCGGCAGCAGAUGCCGGGCACCGAGCUCCUGGACUGCGAGAGUGAAGACCUAGUUUGCUUCAAAGAUAUCAAACCAGCAGCACUUCAUCAUUAUCUUGUGGUGCCAAAGAAGCAUAUUGGAAACUGCAGAGAACUAAAGAAAGAUCAUGUAGAACUGGUUGAGAACAUGGUAAAUGCUGGAAAAACCGUUCUUGAAAGGAAUAAUUUCACUGACUUCAAAAAUGUGAGAAUGGGUUUCCAUAUGCCGCCAUUCUGUUCCAUUAACCACUUGCACCUUCAUGUGAUGGCACCAGCCGAUCAGCUUAGCUUCUUAUCAAAAUUGGUUUAUAGAGUGAAUUCCUAUUGGUUUAUCACAGCUGAUUAUUUGAUUGAAAAAUUAAGAACAUGAAAAUGUCAACAGUGGAAGAUUUUCCUGAUUUUGGCUCAACAGAAACUACUAUUUUGGUCCCUUUGAAGUCUAAUUAUAGUUCUGAGGUUUCUUGGGUUUUAUGAGAGGCUAUCACUGGGUAGCCUUAAAUCUUUUCUCAAUGUCUAUUUCUUGAGAUCUGUAAUAUAGUUACGUGAAUACUUUGUCAUUGACUUCUUUGUUUUAAUGGUUAUUUGUCUAAGGUAUAAGGUACUAUAGAUAAAAUCCCUUUAAAACAAAUUUUGUUAAUCAGGAAGUGCUCUGAAUUAAAAAAAAAGUACAAAUAUUUUCAUUUCUCAGUAGUCAAUUAUAAUCGUGAUUUCUUUAUGAAUAAUAAGCCAGUAUGGAAAAUACUUUGUUGGAGGUUUUAUUACUGUGAAGGAGAAAAAGAAAUACUACUUCUUGACAGUUCCAUAAUUUUACACAUAAAAUUUCAAAAUAAAGAGUUCCGUACUACACAGUGAUCUCUGAUCUUGUUGAUGGAAAGAAUUGUGUAUGUGUCACUUUUUACUGAGAUUUCAGAUGCUUUUCACUUCUUGAAGCCUUGCAUCUUUGUAAUAAAUUGAUCCUGAAAGCUAUAUAAUAUAUAUAAAAUAAAUUCUAACAGUGAAUUUGCAAUAACAAUCAAUUUGGCUAUUCAGGAGAAUUCACUGCAAUGGAGUUUUAUUUGUAAGAACAUAAAUAGGAAGAAACAUAAAGUGGUUAUAUUAAUGUAUUAAAACUGGUGGAAACUGUUGCUUUAUGGCUUGUUUAUUGUACCAAAGGAAAGUUAGAAUUAAAAAUUGGUUAGACCUAGCUUUUCUAAUAAAAAGGUCCUGAUUUGGAAGUAGAGAUAGAUAGACUUGGAUGAGAAAAUUUGUUUUAAUAACGCAAUGCUAAUAUUAUUGAUAGAUCAUUUCAUGAGACAUAUUUCUUUAGGAAUUGUCUUUUGAUGCUAAUUUACACUAACAAUAGUGAAUGCAAAUGAUGAGUAGGUGGUGAAAGCUAAUUGUAUAUUGUGCCAGUGUGUAAUAGUACCACGUACAUGAAUAUAAAUGAACCUAAGGAUUAAAGUAUUGAUGUUGGAAACAGGCUGAGAUGACUGGUUUUCUUUCUUUUUGGGGGGGCAUGAUAUUAAACAUAAUUUUAAGUAAUGAAAUACUUAUUACAAUGUUUAGUUAUAACAUCUGGAAUCACUAUUGUUUAGUUUACUUGUUCAUUUAUUUAUUCAGCAGACAUUUACUGAGCAUUUAGCAUCUAACAGACACUGCCAGGAUCAGGAAAUACAGAAGUGAGAAAGGACAGCCUGCCUUCAAUUGCUAAUACAAGACUCACACAAAACCGGUGAAUACAGUUUAGUGUGUUAAGGGUUAUAAUGUCCAGAGAAGAGGCUGUGGAGAGGGAAACACUUGAGAGCAGGUGGCAGAAGAGCUGAGUAUUCAAGACUCAGUGUUAGGCAGGUAGACAGUGGAAGAUGGGGCAAGAAGAGACCCACAUGUACUCUCCUCAAGUUCUGCUUCCGUUAGUUUUUACUUAACAAUAGAAAUGAAUGUCUAAAUUCCAUUUUAUUCACUGAAAGUGGAGAGAGGGAUUUGGAAGUAGGGGUUAUGGGCUCUCAAAAUUAGAUUUACAAGUUUUUCAGCACUGCUUUGUUAAGUAGAUCACUGAGCACCUCCACAGAUAAGCAGGUACAAGUUUUUAUAAAUCAGUUCAAAUAUGACCAGCUUCAGAAAAGGAAUUUUCAGCAUGUGCAACAUGUUGUACUAUGUGAACUUGCAGUGAUGUGAUUGACAAUAUUAUGGUAAUAACAUGUAAGGUAUUUAAGGAAUUCUCAAUUGCUUGAUGGACUUCUUAAAAAAUGUGAUUAGCCAAUUGAUUUAAUUAAUAUAGGUUUAUCCCCUCUCAUAGUAAGUUUUUCUUCUUGUUGGAAAAUCCUUGGAUCCUCACAUUUUUAGUAGCAGUUCUUUUAUAUCUAAAGAUUAAUAAUUAAACUACUACAAUUGAAAUUCACUCAGCCUUUUCAGUAGUUUAAGUAUUUGGUAACUCUAGCUAUCUAUAACGUUAGUUCAUCACAAAGCUAAUUCAUAGUCUGUCUUAAAAAUGUUUAAAGUAGUAUUGAGAGCAUUAUUUAUGCAUGUUGUGAUACUAUUUGUUUGUAAUUGCAGAAUUGUAAAAUUAUUAAUAAUGAGAUAUGUCAAACUAUGCUUACUUAACUAAAAGAAAGCUAAAUAAAUAUGGAAAAAUACUGUGUCAAA
This is a messenger RNA of Equus caballus (horse), 3246 nucleotides long. RefSeq names its product histidine triad nucleotide binding protein 3 (gene HINT3). Lineage: Eukaryota; Metazoa; Chordata; Mammalia; Perissodactyla; Equidae. Gene Ontology annotation, molecular function: catalytic activity. The record is from RefSeq and is a predicted model, not a curated record.